GAUGCAGACAGACUAAUCCACUGAAAAAGGCAAAAAUCAUCCAGCUUAACCCGGUUGAAGGAAAUAUUCAGGACGACAUUGGAAGGAACCGGUCACCAGGAUUUUGAAUCCGCCACAGACUUUGUCUAGUCUGAGAACAGGCACUGAUGGCCUUGAAGAGAAGACAGUAGUGAAUGCUGUUGAGGGCUCCAGUGUCCAAGGGAUGGUUUUGGGCAGGAGUGAUGAAUGGAUGCCAAGUUCCAGAGAGCUUGUGAGAAUGUCUCGGCUUGCUCACUUAGCCUCCUUACAGGUCACCUUUCUUAUGCUGUUUUUGUGCUGGGACGUACUCAGUCGAACCCUGCCUGUUGGUCCAGAUUAUUUGCAGCGUGGGUGGCAGAGGCUUCUGGAGGAGGGGGAAAGCUGUGUGGAAUGUAGAUUGGAAGAAUGUCCUAUACCACGUGGCUGUCUUGCUGGGGUGGUGCUGGAUGCUUGUGACUGCUGUUGGGAGUGUGCCAAUCUGGAGGGACAGAUCUGUGACCUGGACAAUACCAACCACUUUUAUGGCAAGUGUGGGGAUCACUUAGAGUGCCACCUUGAUUCUGGGGACCUACGGCAUGGUGAGGUGCCUGAGCCCCAGUGUACUUGCCAAUCUACCCAGGCUCUCUGUGGUUCUGAUGGCAAGACAUAUGCCCAAAUCUGCAAAUUUCAAGAGGUGCGCAACUCCCACCCAGAGGCUAAUCUUACUGUGGCCCAUGAAGGACCCUGUGAAUCAGAGCCCCACAUAAUAUCUCCUCCAUAUGACAUCUGGAAUAUCACUGGGCAAGAUGUGAUCUUUGGUUGUGAGGUCUUUGCAUACCCCAUGGCAUCCAUAGAAUGGAGGAAGGAAGGACUGGAUAUGCUGCUUCCUGGAGAUGAUCCCCAUAUCUCAGUUCAGUUUAGGGGAGGCCCUCAGAAAUAUGAGGUGACCAGCUGGCUACAGAUCCAAGCUGUCCGGGUAACUGAUGAGGGAACUUACAGUUGCUUUGCAAGGAACAACGUUGGGCAAGUGGCAGCUCCAGCUAGCCUUGUGGUUCUCACUCCUGAUCAAGUGAAUAUGACUGAAUUGGCCCUGCCAAAGAUGCCCAAACUAGGACCAGAUGAUGACAUGGAGAGUGAUGAGUCAUAUGACUAUUACUGAAAGUGCAUGUGUAGGGGAGCUGUCACAGGAAAGAGACAUGUACAUUCAUUCCCGUUUGAGUAUUUGCCUCCUCAUCUACUGCAGUCCCAGACUUCUGGGAUAGUAUUGAGCCUUUAUGCUGAAAAUCGUCUAUGACAGUUCUAAUAUCAGUUCAUUUUGGGUGGGGAAGAUAAAUCUAUUUAAUCAUUUGACCCAUCCUUUUACUGGGUGAAGGGGACAGCAAACAAGUGGGAAGAGGGGAUUGUUGUAUUGUAUUUAGUUGAUCCCAGAGCA
Molecule: messenger RNA, 1429 nt
Organism: Rhineura floridana
Lineage: Eukaryota; Metazoa; Chordata; Lepidosauria; Squamata; Rhineuridae
Gene: KAZALD1
Product: Kazal type serine peptidase inhibitor domain 1
Exons: 5
Coding region: 203-1156 (317 amino acids)
Biological process (GO): regulation of cell growth; regulation of signal transduction
Cellular component (GO): extracellular region
Molecular function (GO): insulin-like growth factor binding
Source: RefSeq, a predicted model, not a curated record